AUGGCCAACAUCUUCAACCCAGAUAUUCAAAUAUCUAUGAUUGACGCGGACGUUGCGCUCUUACACGAUCAAAUCCGAAAGUUGCAUACUCAGCGAAACAGCUUCACGAGAACCUGCUCUAUACCUCAAGAAGUCCUGGCAGAAAUCUUCUCUCAUUGCCGUUGCAACGUGAUCAUGCAUGUUUGCAAACACUGGAGGGAGGUCGCACUCUCUGCGCCGUGCCUCUGGUCGACUGUUGUUUUCCAUCAUGGCCCAAGUCCACUCUCACCGUGGACAGACUUAAAACUUGAGCGGUCAAAACACUCACCUCUCGAUCUCGAAGUUCACGUAGAAGAGGCUCUUGACAAGGUUGUGCGGAGGGAGUCCGUUCAGGUCUCAGUGGAAGAAACUUUGGUGAAAGCACUUCGCCAAUUACCCCACAUUCGCAAUCUGCGGAUAACUUGUCUUCACUCCGUCAUGCCUUUCCUACUUCAGCACCUCACAGGUCCCGCUCCGAAACUCGAGGCGCUUCAUGUUUGCCGCAAAGGCAGGGAGCAAUCUGGAGGCAACGAAGAUUUUAUUUCUGAUGCCUUUCUAGCUGAAACGACACCGCUUCUGCGUGCAUUGUCACUAGAACAUUGCAUGAUUCACCUUAAUUCUCCCAUAUGGUCCAACGUUGAAACUCUCAAUCUGGCAUAUGUCCCAGAGGGCCUCAUGAACACUACUCAGGAGCUCCUAUCUCUUCUACGCAAUAUGCCAGCUCUUCAUAUUCUUAAGCUCGUAGAAGCCCUUCCUCGCGUUACCUCGGCAUCAUCAUGGUUCACCAAAAGGGGUCAGGACGUCGUGAGCUUGCCACGUUUAAAGAAGCUAGUUAUCACAGAUAUCUUGACCGCAUAUGGUCACUUUAUGCCCUACCUCGACAUUCCACCGACGGCCCGAGUUAAACUCCACAUGGAAGAUGCAUCCGACGAAACGUUUGAGUAUCCCAGGAAAGCCGCCCUUCUUCCCGAGAGCAUACUCGCAGCCUCUCCACAAGUCGGAAGUAUAUCUCCUUCACAUACGCUUAAAAUUGAGGGCGAGUACUGGGGAGCGUCCAGGUGGUGUAUCCAACUUUGUUGCGAACAUGCAGACUGUCAAGCCGCUUGUUUCAAGAGCUCCUCGCGGUACAGUACCUAUGCGCACCCAGACCAUGAAGGGCUACGCACAGAAGCACAUUUCAAUCUCAAUCUGGCCGGUUUCAGUCUGCUCGCCAACACAUUCAGAAUGAUAAGUCUACGAGACGUCCAUACGCUCAAACUUUGGAUUCCCAAGACCAUCGACGGCCCUUCUCCAUGGCGUGACAUUUUCAAAAGUACGAGCCGUGUUCGGAGGCUUAUUUUGAGUGCCAUCGGAGUCAUGAGUGUCUACGAUGUCAUACGAGACUUGGACCCAGAAGGACCGGACCUACCUGAUGACUGUCCACUCCCAGAUCUGUCCGAACUUCAUCUCGAACUUCAUGUGCGCCAUUACAACAGCCGGAACCUGCCGUCAGGGACAAAGGUCAUCUCACUUUUACAGCGCGCCCUUACAGCUCGUGCGGAUCUGGGUGUGGUGCUCCCAAAGCUUGUGCUUGAUGGUGAUGCAACGGUAAUGUUUAAAGAACAACAGGAAACACUAUCGGGAUUAGUGCAGGAAGUAGUUUGGCGCGGGAAAUGA
Molecule: messenger RNA, 1674 nt
Organism: Coniophora puteana RWD-64-598 SS2
Lineage: Eukaryota; Fungi; Basidiomycota; Agaricomycetes; Boletales; Coniophoraceae
Exons: 1
Coding region: 1-1674 (557 amino acids)
Molecular function (GO): protein binding
Source: RefSeq, a predicted model, not a curated record